AUGAGAGGUGGGUUGAUUUGAACUGUAGGUGUAGGGAUGGAGGUAAAGUAAGGCAUGGGAGGGGGAGAAGGAAGAUGGUUUUAAAUAGCCAAAGAAGGACUUUAAAUGGCCAAAGAAGGACCUUAAUAAUAGAAAGACUGCCAUUUUACAUUUCAUUAAAUACAUUAUUACAGGCGUUGAAGUGUCGACAACCUAUGCUCCUCGCCACUACAAGAUCCUUGGUCUCGUAGACCAAUACCCAUCCACAACAUUCAUCGAAACGACCCGGGGGCGGAUGAGCAUUUUGGAUUAUAUGCGUGAGCGAUACGAGAUAAUUCUCGAAUAUCCGAAUUUGCCGAUGUUGAAGAUGAACAAGAAAAGUGAAUGUCUCAUUCCCUUGGAGUGCUUGCGGGUAUGGCAAUUUUGGAAGUUUUAUUUUUUUGGGUAGGGUGGAGUUGGGGAGAUUGCCUUAGGGAGGGGUGAGGUAAGAGAAAGUAAGAUUGAGUACAGUUAGAUAGGGUACGGUAGGAUAGGGUACAAUAUGAGGGGGAACGGUAGGAUAGCUUACAGUAUGACAGGGUAAAUGUUACAGUAGUAUAGAAUACGGUGGGGUAGAGUACAGUAUGACAGAACACGGUAUGAUAUGGUACAGUAAACUGCGUGGCAGUACGAUACAGUACGGUAGGAUAGGGUAAAGUUCGAAACGGUACGGUUGGGUAUAGUACGUUAGGAUUAUAUAGAGUGCAUUAAAAUGGGUUACAGUAGGAUACAGUAUGAUAGGAUAGAGUAGGAUAAGGUAAAGUAGGGUAGUUUAGAGUAGGAUAGCGUAGGAUAGGGUAGGGUACGGUAGGGCAGAGCAGAGUAGGGUAUGUAACGGUUUAAAAACGCUUUAUUAAAGUAGGACAGGGUACGGUUUAUGAUGCAUUUUAGACAUGAAUUAAUAUUUUUCCAGAUAUAUAUGAAAUACAAAGGCUAUCGUGACCGUCUCAAUGCCCACAUCACAGACAUUGUCAAACGCAUCACCCAACUGCCACAACAAAUGUUCACAACCACCAGGAAGCUAGUGGAAAUCUCGGGUCUGAAGGAAACCGGUGAGAAUCAGGACGCAACAAUGAAAGAAUUUGGAAUAUCAAUGGAACGGCACAUGCUACGAACAGUUGGACAUGUACUGCCAGCUCCAGAAGUGGAUUUUUUUUGCCGCAGCACCAGAGAUAGUCAUCAAGAUUGUACCAGUAUAUUUGUCGGACAAAUGGGAGGCUCAUCAGAAGACUGUCGAGUGGGUUUUUGAAAAAAUUUUUGAUUUUUAAAUCUUUUCUUUAAACCUACUCUUACUUCUAUAGUUAUCAAUAACUUUGUUCUUUCCAGGCGCUUCCUCAAACAGCUCCAAGACCAGUUUAAUGUGUGGUUCAGCAGCGACGGCGGCCGUUACGAAGUGGUAACAACGGUGGAACAACCAAACACCGAACACUUGGAACGUAAACUGAUAAAAAUUGCAAACUCGGCCAAAGAAGAGGACAAUGUGGUACUCUUGAUGAAUUUUUUACCAGAGCAAGAGCGUGGUUGUAGAAAUCGAAGAAUCAUGAGAAGCGACCUGUACGAUGCGGUAAAGACCAUCUGUGAUGUGAAUGGAAUCCCAAAUCAAUGCAUUAAUAUGCUGGUACUGGUGAAUCAAGGCGGCGCAAAGGCUUAUGCUGACAAUAUUGUGAGGAAGAUCAACACGAAAAUGAAUGGGAAAACUAAUAUGCUGACGAGAGAAGGAAAUCAACCUAGUCCAGCGAAUUUGUUGUAAGUUAAUUUCUUAAGAUCAAACAAAAUUGUUUUGAAUUUCCCGCCAAAUUGGCAUUGUGUUUCAAGCUUAUAACUGUGCCAAUUUCAGAUUUUAUUAUCGUUUUUCUUUGAUAUACUGAUAGAAAACAUUUGCUUGAAACACAAUACCAAAUUUCCCAAAUUGGCGAGAAACUCAAAUAUAUAAAUUUUUAAACUUAUUUUAUUAUUACUACGAGGUUUUAUACUUGAAAACUUUAGGAUGGACUACUACGCGGCACAGAACACUAUGUUCAUCGGAAUUUUCUCUUCGAAGUCCCCACGUGCCGACCGAUGCCCAUCCGUACACGCUAUGGCAUACAACGUAGAUCCAUACGCGGCUUCCUAUAUGAGCACGUAUCGAUAUCAAGACGGGUUUGAUGACAAUAUUCACGACAUUAAAGCCAUGUUCGACGAAUGUUUGGAAGGAUUCUGUGAAGAAGUCGGACCACCAUUGAAGAUCCUCAUCCUACGAGGUGGAAUCUCGGACUCAGUCCAACUCGAAGUGUUUGAAAGGGAAGAAGCACUGAUUCAGCAGAGUAUUGGCAAGUUUCGUAACGAUUUCAAGGACAAACUUUCGAAUUGGUGGCCUCAAGUCUGCUACUUGAAUGUGUCCAGAACAAACUUGAGGUUUUGUACUGAGAAGACGGAGUAAGUUGGAUUGAAAGGCAUGGGUAAUGGAUUGUGGGCGUGAAUAAUGGCUUGGAGGGCGUGGGUAAAUGAGCAGUUUUGGAGGGGGGGGGGGAGUAGAAAGGAACUCAAGGUUUUGUAUCGAUAAGACAGAGUAAGGUGUACUGAAAGACGUGGGAAGUGGCUAGCGGGCGUGGGUAAAGCAACUAAUUUUUUUUGGGGGGGGAAUGGGGUGUUAGGGAAAAGUAGGAUUUUACGUGUUUUAACGUCAGGGCGAGUACAAGGGCUUUAAAAGAAUUUUUUAAUGUGGGCGUGGUAAAAAAAUUGUUUUUGGGAGGGGUAAAAAUUUUAAAAAAUUUUCUUGUUGUUCAACGAAGGGGAGUUGUACUUUUCAAACAAAAAUUUUUUUGGGCGUGGUAAUUCUUUUUCUUGGUUUUACUUUUCAAUUACUUUUUUUCUCUUGUCCCCCUCCCUUCCCCCCCCCCUUCUUGAUUUUCUAUAAAGGUUAAUUGAAAAACAAAAAAAAUCAUCAAUGUUACCUAUUUUCUCAUUUUCAGACUGGAAGGCUUCGAUAACCUAAAGCCUGGCACUGUAGUGCGAGAACAUGUCACUGAAUCCCCAAACGACUGGUAUAUGACCUCUCACAUAGGCAGGCUGGGAACAUCGAAGCCGGCCCUAUACAGACUGCGUAGCUCAACCUGGACUGAUGCUGAUGGAACAGCAACUCUAGAACGUGAUGUGGAGCAGCUGUGUCAUAACUUGUGCUUUCUACUUGGCCGGUCCGUCUUUUCGGUGGCUGUGCCCACGCCAAUUUACAACGCUCAAUUGGUGGUGGAUCGGUGUCGCGCCUACAAGAGGCACAACAUCAGCGGAGACUACAAACAGGCUGAUCUGCCUUCGGACACCACCUACAGGCAGUACUAUGGCUGA
Bursaphelenchus okinawaensis is the source of this 3342-nucleotide messenger RNA. The record is from the annotation of a GenBank genome assembly. NCBI's taxonomy places the organism in Eukaryota, Metazoa, Nematoda, Chromadorea, Rhabditida, Aphelenchoididae.